CGAGCCGGGAGGAAGCGGAGCUUUCGGACUGAGGCGAUCCCCGGAGGAGGCGGCGAUCGCGGGCAGAGGCGAUCCGGGAGGGAAGCGGCGCUCCCCGGCGAAGGCGAUCCGGGAGGGAAGCGGCGCUCCCGGGCGGCCCCACCAUGAAGCUCAUCAUCCUGGAGAAUUACUCUCAGGCCAGCGAGUGGGCGGCCAAGUACAUCCGCAACCGCAUCGUGCAGUUCGGGCCCGGCCCCGGGCGCUUCUUCACGCUGGGGCUGCCCACAGGCAGCACCCCCCUGGGCUGCUACAGGAAACUGGUGGAGUAUUACCGCAAUGGGGACCUCUCCUUCAAGUACGUGAAGACCUUCAACAUGGACGAGUACGUGGGUCUCCCGAGGGAUCACCCCGAAAGUUACCAUUCCUUCAUGUGGAAUAACCUCUUCAAGCACAUUGACAUCUCACCAGAAAACGUCCACAUCCUGGAUGGAAACGCCCCUGAUCUCCAGGCAGAGUGUGAUGCAUUUGAGGAGAAAAUCAAAGCAGCUGGAGGCAUCGAGCUCUUUGUUGGAGGUAUCGGCCCCGAUGGUCACAUCGCCUUCAACGAGCCGGGAUCCAGUUUGGUGUCCAGGACACGAGUGAAGACCUUGGCCAUGGACACCAUACUGGCCAAUGCCAGGUUUUUUGAUGGUGACCUCUCCAAAGUGCCCACCAUGGCUUUGACAGUUGGAGUAGGCACUGUCAUGGAUGCCAGAGAGGUGAUGAUCCUGAUCACAGGAGCCCACAAAGCCUUUGCUUUGUACAAAGCCAUCGAGGACGGUGUCAACCACAUGUGGACGGUGUCGGCCUUCCAGCAGCACCCCAACACCGUGUUCGUGUGCGACGAGGACGCCACGCUGGAGCUCAAAGUCAAAACUGUGAAAUACUUCAAAGGUUUAAUGCUGGUUCACAACAAGCUCGUGGAGCCCUUGUACAGCAUGAAGGAGAUGGGAGCGGAGAGGAGCCAGUCCAAGAAGCCGUACAGUGAUUAAUGUGCUGGGGCAGUGCUGAACCAGCUGCUGCAAACAGCCAGGAGAAAAGGGAAUUGCUGCAGAAACUGAUCUCGUGUUUGUUCCUAAAUUAGCAGAAUGAUCAUAUGGUUCCUUCUCUCCGUUAAAGAGACAGAUGCCAAACACCUGCCUUAAUGAACCAAAGGAGGAUGGGAUCCAGUGUUCUGUGUUCCACAAACUUUUGCCACCAACUCAUUCUCUGAAGGAAAUGAAGAAUGAGCUGUUUGAUCUGUGAACUGACUGUAAUCAUGGACUGAAGGCUGCAGAACUGAAAUGUGUUGCAGAAACAAGUGGGUGAUCACUUUGGGGUGCAUUCCUUGCAGUUAGGACAAGUACCUGGUGUUAUUCCUUCCUCCUCCCUGAAACACUCUUCCAUCAGAAUCCUGGAAAAGAGGAUUGUCCAGCUGGAGAAGGGAAAGCUCAGAGCAGCACCCACAGCCACGAGAAGGCAGCAAGAGGAUGGAACCAGGGGGAAGAUGAGAAGGGACAGUGGGGCCUGAGUGGACACACGAUGCUCACGCUGCAGAGGAUAAAACCCCAGUGUGGGAGCAGCCAGGCAGUGGGACAGGAUCCCCACGGCUGGGCAGGCUCUCUCUGUAGGAGCUUGCCAAGACCUGACUGGAUGAAACCCUGGCUGAGCCCUGCUUUGAGCCACGUGUUGGACUGAGACCCCUCAGCAGAAGAGGCUGCAGCAGCCUCCCCACACGGGGUCCAUGGUGCAGCUCAGGCACCUGAGGAUGUCUCUGCUGUCACACACAAAGCCCUUGUUCGUGUUCAGGCCCAGGUAUGAUUUGCUGAGCCUGGUGCUCUCUCUUCUCUAGGAUUUCCCGUUUCUCUAGGAAAUGCCAAACCAGCCCCAAAGAAAACACUCUGCUCCUACUGGCUUCAGCCUCUGUUUAAUUACAGACACCCCACACAGGUGGACAACAGCCAAGACCCCACCACUGCUGAAAUGUGAUUCCUGGGAUUACUAUCCAAUGCUCUCACACAAGGGGCAAGAAAACUGGGCAACAUUUAUUUUCUUUAUACAGAAAUUUUAUAAGUUGUUGAUCUGCAAUGUAACUUUCUUCACUAAACGUCUUUAAAUUUUUUUAAAUGGU
Messenger RNA from Hirundo rustica (Barn swallow), 2128 nucleotides. It is a transcript of the gene GNPDA1, whose product is annotated as glucosamine-6-phosphate deaminase 1. Gene Ontology annotation, biological process: N-acetylneuraminate catabolic process; D-glucosamine catabolic process; N-acetylglucosamine catabolic process. Gene Ontology annotation, cellular component: cytoplasm. The record is from RefSeq and is a predicted model, not a curated record. Bases 144 to 1010 code for a protein of 288 amino acids. NCBI's taxonomy places the organism in Eukaryota, Metazoa, Chordata, Aves, Passeriformes, Hirundinidae. The transcript is spliced from 6 exons. Gene Ontology annotation, molecular function: identical protein binding; glucosamine-6-phosphate deaminase activity.